Messenger RNA from Acanthopagrus latus (yellowfin seabream), 867 nucleotides. RefSeq names its product three-finger toxin MALT0070C-like. Lineage: Eukaryota; Metazoa; Chordata; Actinopteri; Spariformes; Sparidae. The transcript has 3 exons. Bases 158 to 460 code for a protein of 100 amino acids. The record is from RefSeq and is a predicted model, not a curated record.
GUUACAUUCUAUCACCAACUGUCUCAGGGGUGUUCAGAUCACUUUAUCUUACCACAGAGGACGCUCUGAAGAAAUACAACGGUCAAGUCUUGAAAGAAGAGUUGGAGUAUAAGAGGCAAGCUUUAGAAGAGUUGAUAAAAUUGUCUCUCCGAUCACAAUGCAGCUUUAUGGAGUCCUGGUCCUGAUGGUGACUAUGUCUGCAGCAUGUGGAUUGAGAUGUUACACAUGUGCAGACACCAAUAUUAAAGCCUGCACAGAUAUCCUCGAUUGUCCUGCUGGCAAUGAGCGUUGUUCAUCCGUCGAGGUGGACGGUGUCAUCACCAAGGCCUGCCUUAACAGUGGUGCAUGUGUAGGCCCUGCAAAAUGCUGUGACACUGACUUGUGUAAUGGCGCCAUACCCGCUGGUUCCAGUGUCCUCCUCCUGCUGGUGUCCUCAGCCAUCACCUCAGUCUUUCUCUGAAGCUCUGGAGACAUUUUACUUUGUUCUUACACAAUCCGUACAGAGAAGACACAUUUUUAAUAUGUAAAAGUUUUAUAUAAGUCCAUAUCCAGAAUUGUUCAAUAAAACCAGAAUGGGCCUUUGAGUCGCCUAAUUCUUUAGGUUCUGCAUUCAGUGGUUUACAAAAGAAAAGCAGUCAAAUGGGAUAUUAAUCCAAAGUUUGUUAGGUUUGAUCGCAGGAACUUAGAUGGAUGCUUGCACAGAUGUAUUCGUUGAUGGUGAUGAAUGUAAAACGGAGCACAUUUUUGUUGCCAUGUUCUUCAGCUCACUGUAAGGAUGACAUAGUUAUACUUAGGGUGACAACAACCCUUGGCAACCCUCAGGGUAACUUUUGCAAAUUCAGUAUGUCAGUAUUCACUGGACGUCAG